Gracilinanus agilis (Agile Gracile Mouse Opossum) is the source of this 1083-nucleotide messenger RNA. It is a transcript of the gene C4H1orf74, whose product is annotated as chromosome 4 C1orf74 homolog. The coding region runs from base 196 to 993 and encodes 265 amino acids. The record is from RefSeq and is a predicted model, not a curated record. Lineage: Eukaryota; Metazoa; Chordata; Mammalia; Didelphimorphia; Didelphidae. The transcript is spliced from 2 exons.
UCUUCGAGACCGGAAGCGGAGACGGGGAGUCGGGCUGGAAGUGGAGCAGGGCGGGAGCACAAAAGCACCCUUCGUUCCAGGUCCCUGGUAUUCCAUAGGUCCUUCCUCCAUUGCCUAAAGUCUGAUAAGUUGAAUUGUCAGAGCUUGGCCCAUGGAAAUUAUGUCAGGCUAUUCCAGAUCUUGUUCAAGGCCCUGAUGUCAGAAGUGAAUCCUCAAGCAUUGGUGGCAGUAGCUCAGAAAAUCCUGGGUGUAGGGAAAAGAAGGAGUCCACCCCAACCAGUCUGCCUGCACCUAGCUGGAGAGAUCAGGGCUGUGGCCAGGGGCCUGAAGCCAGCAGUACUCUAUGAUUACAAUGCUGCAGGGGUUGACCAGGUUCAGAGAUAUGUGGGAGAGCUACAGAGGCUGGGCCUCUUGCCUCAGGCACUGCACAUUCUGGAGUUGGGGGAGAAUAUCCUGAUUGUCAAUCCUAGGCAAGUGUGUCAGCAAAUACAGCGGGUGCUGCUUAGCUCCAUGACCUUUGUGGAUAUUUCAAGCUUCAGAUCUCACCCUGCUCUCUGCCCACUUGAGGAGCUUGGAGACCUGAAGGACCACUUGACUGAGAUCAUGACCCAUUUACAGAACCUGGAGGAGAAUCCACUCUUCCCUGUUUCCCAUAGUGAGCUCUCUUCUGUUGACUGGAAUCUUUGCACAGUGUUUGGGAUUCUCUUGGGCUAUCCUGUCCCCUAUUUUUUCCACCCAGACCAAGGAGACAGCAACUGCUUGUCUUUAAUCCCACUGCGUGUGUUUACCAUUCGGAUCUCAUGUUGUUGGCUCACAGGCCUCCCCCAGAUACUGCUGUAUUCUUUCAGUGUCCCAGAGAGCUUGUAUCCAGCCCUGAAAGACAUGCUAGACAUGUGGGGAGAGGACCUCAGAGCUCGAUAUGGAACUCAGGGUGAUUUUACUGAACUUACCAUUUCUUCUGAAGUUGUCACAUUGCCUUCAGUGGUACUGUGAUUCGGAUCCACUACUUAUCUACUGGGCUCUCAAUAAAUGGUGAUGACUAGCUGUGUGAUCAUAGGCAAGUCCCUUAACAUCUCUGAAUGU